AUAAAGGAUGGCAAACGGUGACUCUCCUGAACAGAAUGAAAACCACUGUUCAGCGAUCAACAGCAGCAUCCUACUAACACCGGGCAGCCUCCCCACCCUGACCCUAUCUGGAAAGAUCCGAGUGACAGUUACUUUCUUCCUUUUUCUACUCUCCACAAUUUUCAACACUUCUUUCUUGUUGAAACUUCAGAAUUGGACUCAGAGGAAAGAGAAGAUGAAAAAACUCUCAAAAAUGAAGGUGCUUUUAAAACACUUGACUUUAGCCAACCUGCUGGAGACUCUGAUUGUUAUGCCACUGGAUGGAAUGUGGAAUAUAACUGUUCAAUGGUAUGCUGGAGAGCUCCUUUGCAAAGUCCUCAGCUAUCUGAAGCUUUUCUCCAUGUACGCCCCCGCCUUCAUGAUGGUGGUGAUCAGCCUCGACCGCUCCCUGGCCAUCACCAGGCCUCUAGCAGUGAAAAGCAACAGCAAGCUCGGACAGUUCAUGAUUGGCUUGGCCUGGCUCCUCAGUAGCAUCUUUGCUGGACCACAGUUAUACAUCUUUGGGAUGAUCCAUUUAGCAGAUGACUCUGGACAGACUGAAGGUUUCUCUCAAUGUGUAACACACUGCAGUUUUCCACAGUGGUGGCAUCAAGCCUUUUAUAACUUUUUCACCUUCAGCUGCCUCUUCAUCAUCCCUCUUCUCAUCAUGCUGAUCUGCAAUGCAAAAAUCAUCUUCACCCUAACAAGUGUCCUUCAUCAGGAUCCCCACAAACUACAACUGAAUCAGUCCAAGAACAAUAUACCACGAGCUCGGCUGAGGACCCUAAAGAUGACGGUUGCAUUUGCCACUUCAUUUACUGUCUGCUGGACGCCCUACUAUGUCCUUGGAAUUUGGUAUUGGUUUGAUCCUGACAUGGUAAACAGGGUGUCAGAUCCAGUAAAUCACUUCUUCUUUCUCUUUGCUUUUUUAAAUCCAUGCUUUGAUCCACUUAUAUAUGGAUAUUUCUCUCUAUAAUUGUUAGAUUGCAUAGAAAGUCAAAGAAAGGC
Messenger RNA from Capra hircus (goat), 1026 nucleotides. It is a transcript of the gene GNRHR, whose product is annotated as gonadotropin releasing hormone receptor. Gene Ontology annotation, cellular component: membrane. Gene Ontology annotation, biological process: G protein-coupled receptor signaling pathway. Lineage: Eukaryota; Metazoa; Chordata; Mammalia; Artiodactyla; Bovidae. Gene Ontology annotation, molecular function: gonadotropin-releasing hormone receptor activity; peptide binding. The record is from RefSeq and is marked provisional.